AGCCGGACCUGGUGCUCAUGCUGAGGCUCUCGGCUACGGGGAGCCCAGCCGGACUAGAUUUACUGCUAAUCCAGCGUAAGGAGCAGCAUGUAGGGACGACCUGCUGGGAUUUUUACUUUUCUUUUCGCUGUCAGGCCUGUUAGAAGUUGAGUUCUGGCCUCUCUGACGAUGUAAGGAUGCCAUCUUCGCAGGCACGCUGAGAGAAACCUCUUUGUGCUGGAAGUUCAUGGCCAAAUGUGGAGUCGCCGUGGCCGAUGAAAAGCAGUUUAGAGGCACAAUGUCGGCCACUCAGGGGAUGAACCGCAGCGGCGUCUACAACUACUUCCUCAACAUGGUGGCCUAUCAGAUAUGUUGUUGCUGUGGACCGGCGCCCUGCUCACUCUGCUGUGCCUUCUGUCCUCCGGUCAAAUCGUCCACCAGCACGCGGGUCAUGUACACCCUGUUCCACAUCAUGAGCUGUGCUGUCUCCUGCCUCAUGCUGUCCCGCACCGUCUCCGAGCUCGUCAGGGAAAAUGUGCCUUUCUUCAACAUGGUGUGUGACCAGGCACACGGCGGGGGCCACUGUGAGAUGCUGGUGGGCUACUCGGCCGUCUACAGAGUCUGCUUUGGCACUUCCUGUUUCUACCUGAUGAUGGCGAUCUUCCUCAUAGACGUGAAGUCCAGUCAGGACUUCAGAGCGCUCAUACACAAUGGCUUCUGGUUCCUGAAGUUGAUCACUCUGCUCGGGAUGUGCACCGCUGCCUUCUUCAUCCCCACAGAGUCCUUCCUGCACGCUUGGCAUUAUGUUGGUGUGGUGGGAGGAUUUGCCUUCAUCCUCAUCCAACUCAUCCUCAUCACAGCUUUCGCACACACCUGGAACAAGAACUGGUUGACUGGAGCAGCAGAGAACAAGCGUUGGUAUCUGGCGGUGAUGUGUGCCACCCUCUUCUUCUACACUAUCGCCACCAUGGCCUUCACCUUCAUGUACAAGUACUACACACACCCCAUCGCCUGCCACUUCAACAAGGCACUGCUGUGGAUCAACCUGGGCCUCUGCGGCCUCAUGUCCUUCAUUGCCGUCACGCCGUGCGUGAAGCAGAAGCAGCCUCGGUCGGGGCUCCUUCAGGCCUCCAUCAUCAGCUGUUACGUCAUGUACCUCACUUUCUCUGCGCUGUCCAGCCGCCCGCCAGAGAAAGUUGUGUAUCAGGGCAUGAACAUGACCGUGUGUUACCCCAGUGUGGGACAAGACGGCAUCCAGAACGAAGGCAACGCUGUGGCCAUAAUCGGAGCUGCCAUCAUGUACUGCUGCGUCCUGUUUGCAUGUAACGAGGCUUCGUACCUGGCGGAGGUGUUCGGCCCGUUCUGGAUGAUCAAAGUUUACAAAUACGAGUUCCAGAAAGCCACCUGCUGCUUCUGCUGCCCCGAGGAAGAGGAAGCUGAGGAGGAGUUUGAGAUCGAAGACGAGAACAAAGGCUGUCAGAAGGUGAUUCACAACGAGACACAGAGAGUGGCCUACAGCUACUUCUUCUUCCACUUCGUCUUCUUCUUGGCCUCGCUGUACGUCAUGAUGACCCUCACCAACUGGUUCAGCUACGAGUCGGCCGUGCUGGAGACGACGUUCACCCACGGCUGCUGGUCGACCUUCUGGGUGAAGAUGUCGUCCUGCUGGGCCUGUGUGAUCCUCUACCUCUGGCUGCUGCUGGGUCCUCUGUGCAGCUGUCAGAACGAGUCCAGACCUCGCCGAUCGCGCAUCAAACGGCGCUCGGGAUCCUCCCGCCACGUCUCUGUCACUGUCUGACAGGCGCCAGGCGGGAGGGCGGCGGACGGGGCGAUGUGUGGACGACGGGUCAGGUGACUCCUAGCCUCCCCCCGCCGUGCCCUGUGGGGGGGACUUUUAGGAAUGGAGGUCACAGGGGUCAGGGGUCAAAGACUCACACUGUGGUGAGAAGGACCAAUCAAAGGGCUCUGUGCCCUGUCGCUACCUGGAUCACGCCCUGAUGUCACACUGCAGCGAGGACUGGACUGUGGUCUAGAAACACUUACAGUUUGAAUUGCCAAAGGGAUCCGACGGGGUGAACUCACUCUGUUUAAUGUGGGAAUUACAGUAAGUAGCAUAAAGAUGGAGACAUUUAUAACUUUAAUUUUAGUGUUAUUUUCAAUUUAUGGCUAUAUUUAGACUUUUAAUAUUAUAACAGAGGAGAAUUCUAGAUACUUGCUGUAAUAUUGCUGCAGAAGCAAACAUCCCAGUUAUGUUGUUUUUUCUUUAUGAUAAAAGAAUCUGCCCGAAAAAAGAAAGAAAGAAAGUCCAGUUUGUCCUCUGAUCUCAGCAGGCAGUCCCCAUCUGAUCCGUUUUCAUCAUGAACAAAUCUUUCUCAAAGUUCAAACAUGAUGCAAAAGAUUGCUCCACUCGGACUGUUUCAGCAGCUCUGUAUGGGGGACGUUUUUGUUAAAACUAUAAUCAAAGAAGUGAACUGAAUAUUAAAGCAGAUCAUCUAUAA
Messenger RNA from Centropristis striata (black sea bass), 2477 nucleotides. RefSeq names its product serine incorporator 4 (gene serinc4). The transcript is spliced from 11 exons. Gene Ontology annotation, cellular component: membrane. The record is from RefSeq and is a predicted model, not a curated record. Bases 227 to 1777 code for a protein of 516 amino acids. Lineage: Eukaryota; Metazoa; Chordata; Actinopteri; Perciformes; Serranidae.